Carica papaya (papaya) is the source of this 871-nucleotide messenger RNA. The record is from RefSeq and is a predicted model, not a curated record. Lineage: Eukaryota; Viridiplantae; Streptophyta; Magnoliopsida; Brassicales; Caricaceae.
AUUGGGAGAAGAAAUCGCGGGAAACAUGUUUAAGCGGAAAUAAUUUUUCCGAAAUCCGAAAUUCCACUGCUUGCUUCACUGCUCGUUUUCUCGCGGGUGGCACGACACCAGAGCUGAGAAAGAGAGACGGCUAUGGGAUCGGAACUGCUUUGCCCAAAUGGGCCUCAAAGCCUUGCAUAAUGGGCAUCGACGAAGCUGGUCGCGGUCCUGUUUUAGGACCAAUGGUGUAUGGAUGCUUGUACUGUGCCCGUUCAUAUCAGAAGACUCUCUCUACUUUGAACUUUGCAGAUUCAAAGACCUUAAAAGAAGAGAAAAGGGAGGAACUAUUUGAGCAAUUACAGGCUGAUGAAUCACUAGGAUGGGCUGUUGAUGUCAUAGAUCCCAAGGAGCUCUCAGCUAAAAUGCUCAGAAAAAACAAAAUUAACUUAAAUGAGAUAUCACAUGAUUCUGCAAUGGACCUCAUUACCAAGGUACUAAACAUGGGAGUUCUUCUAACUGAGGUUUAUUUGGAUACGGUUGGAGAUGCCGAGAAGUAUAAAAUGAAAUUAACAGAGAGGUUUCCAUCCAUUAAAUUUUGUGUUUCAAAGAAGGCUGAUAGUAUUUAUCCUGUUGUUAGCGGGGCAAGCAUAGUUGCUAAGGUAACAAGAGAUCGAGCCUUGCGAGAGUGGGUGCUUGAGGAAACAGCAGAAAACAUGCAUAGAAACUUUGGCUCUGGAUACCCUGGAGAUCCUGGAACAAAGGCCUGGUUGGAACAUCACAAACACUCUGUGUUUGGAUUCCCAUCAUUGGUCCGCUUCAGUUGGGGUACUUGCACUUCCUAUUAUAAAGAUUUUGUUGAAGUCUUAUGGUAAGUUCUUGAUCCUCUUUCCUU